CCCGCGUUUACAAUGUUUUAAUGUUCCUCUCUCUAUUCCGAAGCCCCCCUUUGUCCUGCUUUUUAAUGUCUCUCCUUACCGCGAUCCUGCUGCUUCAAGUGCUGCGGCUGCUAUUGCUGCUGCAUGACGCACGCACGAUGAGGUUGUACAGCUUCACUUUCAAAUGGCCCCAGUCUCCCCAUCCGGUGUUCCUGUAUUGCUACCCAGCACCCGACACAGCGUUCCUGACGUCGUGUGUCCAACACUGACAGCUUGGCCGAGAACCGUUAGCCGCUGUUCGUCGUCAUGGUGGAUUGACUUGAUCAUGAAAUGUGAGUUCCUAACUGAGUGCCUACCUCUUGAUGAGAGCUGGCCGGGCGGGUGAUUGCAGGGCUCCAGAUCGGUCAAGUCUCCUCAUUAUGAGUGAGCUCACUUUAACAGUGACUCUGUACGUUUUACCCCAAACAGCAAAAGAACGUCGUCUUUUCGGGCUGCCACUUCCGAUCCUCAUAUUACUCGCACUCAGACACCGCAAUCUUUCAGAAAUUGUGCGACUCAACAUUUUCAUCUAUCUAACCAUCACCUAUCACCGUCCAAGGCCAAUCUGCCCUCAUCUGCGGCUCUUCCCAUUGGGUUCGACUUGCCCCUGCCAAUCCGCACUCUCGUCAAUACCAUCGACUGCAGCCGCCGAUCCUGCCACACCACCCUCGGGCUCUUUUAUCACCGCCAUUGGGCUGCCAUGCACCUCCAACACCCUCUUGACCCUCGUGCCCUCCAAGCUUCAGAGCAGCACUUCCGCCCGUGGUCUCGGUCAUGGCAGAUCACCUUCCCGCCGCCCGGUGCUCCUGUCAAUCUGGCUGCUCAGAGAGCGACACGACAGCAGGUGGCAAGUGUCACCUCCGGGCUCUAGCGCACUGUUGAACUUAAACCGCUCCUUGGCCAAGGCCCGUGGUCCCGCCUUUGAAGUAAUUCGUAUGAUGUUGCAGUGGCACAGCUCUCGAAUGAGAACAUGUGGUAAUAUGGCACCGUUUUUGGGAAUCUCGUCGGCUGUCUCGGUUGUCGCUUUACUUAGGCCCCAUACUCCGUACACAGCCCAUCCAUCUAAGCGAUGGAUUGUCACUUGUGUCCUUUUACCCGCGCUUAUUUGUCGCGCGUCUGGAAAAUAAUGCUAAACCCUGUCAUUGCGAACCGCCUACCUAGGUAACUCAUGC
Messenger RNA from Colletotrichum phormii, 1190 nucleotides. RefSeq lists its product as uncharacterized. The transcript has a single exon. NCBI's taxonomy places the organism in Eukaryota, Fungi, Ascomycota, Sordariomycetes, Glomerellales, Glomerellaceae. The record is from RefSeq and is a predicted model, not a curated record. Bases 342 to 1145 code for a protein of 267 amino acids.